Emiliania huxleyi CCMP1516 is the source of this 606-nucleotide messenger RNA. RefSeq lists its product as hypothetical. The record is from RefSeq and is a predicted model, not a curated record. Bases 1 to 606 code for a protein of 201 amino acids. The transcript has 2 exons. NCBI's taxonomy places the organism in Eukaryota, Haptophyta, Isochrysidales, Noelaerhabdaceae.
AUGCUGCGGCGUUUUGCAAUCAUCGCCACUCUCGGCCUCGCCUCGGCGUUGCGUCCGACGCCGACGCACCUGGCGUUCGCGCUCUCGCAGCCUGCGCUCUCGCGCCGCGCGCUGCUUCCGGCUCUCGCUGCUGCCGCCACCGUCCGGCCGUCGCCUGCACUUGCCGCCGAUGCGCUCGAGCAGCACACGACUGGCUCGUACCAGGUCACGUUCGGUGCACCAGCAGGCUGGCCUGUCAGCGAGCAGGAGCUCCAGGGCAGUCGCUACCUCUACAUCGCCACCGACCCGGCCGAGCCAGACUCCGCCAACGUGGUUCUCACCUUCCAGCCGCUCGCAGCUGACUACACCAGCCUCGGCAGCUUUGGCACGCAGCAGCUGGUCGGCAACUCGCUGAUGCCGCAUCUAGGUGCCUACACCUACGACUACACGAUUCAGCAGACCGGAAAGGCGCCGCGCCACCUUCGCACGCUGUUCGCGGUUCAGACCGAGGAGGGCCGCGGGCGCCGGCUGGUCACGCUGACGGCGCAAUGCUACGAGUCGAAGUACGCCGAGCUCAAGCCGAUGUUCCAAAAGGUUCUCGAGUCCUACUCGACAUCGCUCAAGUAG